Bursaphelenchus okinawaensis is the source of this 1747-nucleotide messenger RNA. Lineage: Eukaryota; Metazoa; Nematoda; Chromadorea; Rhabditida; Aphelenchoididae. The record is from the annotation of a GenBank genome assembly.
AUGUCUAUCGCCAGCCAUUAUCACGCGCACAAGCCCAAUGUGCCCAUUAUUAUGGAAGAUGUGUUCGGAUGGGUAAAAGAAGGUAACGCCUUCCAAGUCCGAGUAUGGUUGGACGACUCCGAACACGACCUCAACAUCGGGUAUGACGCCUUUGUAAUAUCAAUAUUGAAUGUUUAGAGAUGACCACGCGUUCUCACUGUUACAUUGGGGCUCCAAAGAGGGACAUCUUAACAUUGUGGACCUUCUGUUGUCAAGAGGAGCUCGUGUCAAUGCCACAAACAUGGGAGACGAUACAGCUUUGCAUUUGGCCGCAGCUCAUGGUCACAGACAGAUUGUCGUCAGGCUCAUAUCGAAGAAAGCUGACGUUAAUGCUGCCAACGAGCACGGUAUGACACCGCUACAUUAUGCCGCCUUCUGGGGAUACGAACAGAUCUGUGAAGAUCUGAUCAGAGCAGGAUCUUAUGUUAAUAUCAGCAACAAAAGGAACCUCACUCCGCUGGACGUGUGUCAGCCUCAAAUCAGACAAGCUGUUUAUGGUAAGCUAAAAAAAAUAAAAAAUAUCAUAAUAUUUUAAAAAACAUCAUUCGGUUAUCCUAGACCUCUAACGUGUUCCAAAUUUUAGAAAUCGCGUUAGAAAACGGUCAAAACGCCAACCAGAAGAUGCCAUUCAGAGAUGAUGGCUGGAAGAACACAAAAACUAGAACGAGGGAGGCUACACUCUCACGGUACACUGGAGUCGACAUCCAGAGUUUGGCCUUCCAAAAACCAAUUGCUCAAUCACAUUCUGGCACAUUAUACCGCGGUAAAUGGCAAGACAACGACAUUGUAGCACGAGUGCUGAAUAUCCCAGAAGUCACAGCCAGAAUCUCCAGAGACUUCUCUACAGAAUUCCCAUCGUUACGGUAGGUUGACCUUUCAUAAAUCCGGUUCACACAUACGACAAAGUAUUACAAUACUCAAUCUAUUGUCAACAUUAACCAACUCAUUUCAGAAUCUUCGCCUGUCCCCAGAUCUGCCCUCUAUUGGCCGCAGUAAAUCAACCUCCCCAACUAAUCCUUAUCAGUCAAUAUAUGGAGUUUGGCUCUCUCUACAACGUACUUCAUGAACAGACCAAUGUUGUAGUAGAUCACACCCAAGCCAUCAGAUUCGCACUUGAUAUUGCAAAAGGAAUGAGUUUCCUACAUUCUUUGGGAACUCCAGUGUUACGGUAUUACCUUAGCUCAAAACAUGUUGUAGUAGACGGAGAAUUGAACGCCAAGAUCAACAUGGCUGACACAAAGUUUUCAUUCCAAGAAGUCGGCAGACUUUAUUCACCUGCUUGGAUGAGUCCGGAAGGUAAGUAUUUCAAAGGACUACCGUUAAUAAGUGAAAGAACUGUAGUAGGUUUGCUGUAACAACCCUAUUCAUCCCACACUAUCCAAUUAAUUAAGAUAGUAAAUCUACCUAUUUAAUAUCAUUUUAUUAUUUUCCAGCCCUUCAACGAUCCCCAGAAGACCUGAACAUCAGAGCGGCCGAUAUGUGGAGCUUUGGAAUCUUGCUAUGGGAACUGAACACCCGAGAAGUGCCGUACGCUGAUCUCUCGCCAAUGGAAGCUGGAAUGAAGAUCGCUUUGGAAGGUCUGAGAGUGAUGAUCCCUCCAGGCAUCUCGAGGAACAUGUUCAGACUUAUUAACAUUUGUUUGAACGAAGACCCCGGCCGUCGGCCCAACUUUGACCAAAUCAUUCCAAUUCUCGAGAAAAUGGCUUAA